Messenger RNA from Arabidopsis lyrata subsp. lyrata, 438 nucleotides. Its product is annotated as glu S.griseus protease inhibitor. Gene Ontology annotation, biological process: response to wounding. NCBI's taxonomy places the organism in Eukaryota, Viridiplantae, Streptophyta, Magnoliopsida, Brassicales, Brassicaceae. The transcript has 2 exons. The coding region runs from base 46 to 276 and encodes 76 amino acids. Gene Ontology annotation, molecular function: serine-type endopeptidase inhibitor activity. The record is from RefSeq and is a predicted model, not a curated record.
CAAAGAAGAAAGAGAGGAUAAAAAUAAAAUAAAAAGAGAAGAGAAAUGUCGGAAGUAUGCCCAGAUUCUGCAGGAGAAGGGAUGAAGACUUCAUGGCCUGAAUUGGUGGGGAGAAGAGGAGAAGAAGCAAAAGAGAUCAUCGAUAGAGAGAACACGAAAGUGACGGCUGAGAUUAUAUCUGAAAAUGCAGUUGUUUUGACUGUUGUGGUUUGUGAUAGGGUUUAUGUUCGUGUCAAUGACAAUGGCAUUGUCACACGAACCCCUGUCGUUGGUUAACUGAAUUAUUAUAGAUAUGUGUGUGUGAAUCAAUAUGGAUCUUAAUAUGUGAUGUAUGUGUGAAAUAUAAGAUGUGCUUGUUGUUGUGAAUGUUGUAAUAAAGAAACGUGGCAUAUAUAUACCUAGUUUUGUAUGUUUAUUUAUAAUGAUCAUAAAGUUAUA